AAUCUCUCCCAAGGCCCUGGAUGGACUAUUUACGAUUUUCGCAAAAUCCCUCCCUGAAAUAGGGUUUCAGGGCCAAAAGUGAAAGGUUUCUGGUUCUAUACUGGUUCUGCUCUCAAUUUGGCUUUCCAUAUAUCUCUCUGUAUAUAGACAUCUCCUGGUUUUUGAGCAUUCAUCAAUGGCUCCGGACGCCAAAGACGAGGGUGGUUUGAAGAAGUUGGAGUACUUAUCAUUGGUCUCGAAGGUUUGUACGGAGCUGGAGUCUCAUCUAGGGUUUGGCGACAAGGUUUUGGCGGAAUUCAUCACCGAGAUGGGCCGGAACUGCGAGAAUGUGGAGGAAUUCGACGCGCAGCUGAAGCAGAACGGCGCCGAGAUGCCUGAUUACUUUGUUCGAACUCUGUUGACGAUAAUCCACGCGAUUUUGCCUCCGAGGCCGAAGUCGAAGUCGAAGAAAGAUGGCGGUUCUGAUGGCAAGAAGCCGAGCUUUCCUGGCCUAGCGAUCGCGGACAGUAGAGAUAGAGUGAAGGAGAUCGAGAAGGAAAUUGAGAUGGAAACGAAGAACCGGCUUGGAGGCGAUGAGGAGGAAGAGGAGCUGAAGAAGCACAGGGAUAGAGAUAGGCGUAGGGAUAGGCACGGGGAAAGGAGGGAGAGGCGUAACAGAGGGGAAAGCCGGCGAGACGAGGAUGACGAAAAUGGAGAUAGGGAUAGGCAUAGAGAUCGGCAUGAGAGGCAUAGGAGAGAUGGAUAUGAAAGACGUGGUGGAGAUGACAGGGGCGAAGAAGAUAGAGGUAGGGGGAGGUAUAAGAACAGGCAUGAUGGGCAUGGGAGAGAUGAGUAUGAAGAAGAUGGCGAGAUGGAACGAAGAAAUGGCAGGUAUCAGUCGGAUGAGCCUGAGUUGUAUCAGGUGUACAGAGGCAGGGUGUCAAGAGUAAUGGACACAGGUUGCUUUGUUCAACUCAGUGAUUUUAGGGGGAAAGAGGGUCUGGUCCACGUUUCGCAGAUUGCCAAUAGGCGAGUUGGUAACGCCAAAGAUUUUGUCAAGCGUGAUCAGGAGGUUUUUGUGAAAGUAAUAUCGGUUUCAGGUCAGAAGUUGAGUCUGUCUAUGAGGGACGUGGAUCAGAACAGCGGAAAAGAUCUACUUCCGUUGAAGAAAAGCUCAGAUGAUGAUGCUUUUCGGACUAACCCUUCAGGGGCUAAUGCUGGGGGACCAACUAGUAGGAUAGGUCUUUCCGGGAUUAGAAUCACUGAAGAGGACGGUGUUGCCCCAUCGCGCAGGCCGUUGAAGAGGAUGAGUUCACCAGAGAAGUGGGAAGCUAAGCAGCUAAUUGCCUCUGGUGUUUUGGAUGUGAGUGAAUAUCCCAUGUAUGAUGAAGAAGGGGAUGGCAUGCUGUAUCAAGAGGAGGGUGCCGAAGAAGAGCUAGAAGUUGAGCUAAAUGAAGAUGAACCAGCGUUCUUACAGGGACAAAGCCGGUAUUCUCUAGACAUGUCGCCCGUUAAGAUCUUCAAGAAUCCAGAAGGGUCCUUGAGUCGCGCAGCAGCACUCCAGUCGGCCCUGAUAAAGGAGCGGAGGGAAGUUCGAGAACAGCAGCAGAGGACAAUGCUUGAUUCUAUCCCCAAGGAUCUCAAUCGUCCGUGGGAAGACCCAAUGCCGGAGACAGGUGAGAGGCAUCUUGCACAGGAGCUUAGGGGUGUUGGCUUAUCAGCAUAUGAUAUGCCUGAGUGGAAAAAGGAUGCUUUUGGGAAAGCCUUGACUUUUGGGCAGAGAUCAAAGCUUUCUAUCCAGGAACAGAGGCAGAGCUUGCCUAUUUACAAAUUGAAGAAUGAAUUGGUUCAGGCUGUGCAUGAUAAUCAGGUCCUGGUUGUAAUCGGUGAGACAGGAUCAGGCAAGACAACGCAAGUGACACAGUAUCUUGCUGAAGCGGGGUACACUACCAAAGGCAAGAUUGGCUGUACUCAGCCCCGGAGGGUGGCUGCUAUGUCUGUAGCAAAGAGGGUUGCUGAAGAGUUUGGCUGCCGAUUGGGUGAGGAAGUUGGAUAUGCCAUUCGAUUUGAGGAUUGCACUGGACCAGAUACAGUGAUUAAAUACAUGACUGAUGGUAUGCUUCUGAGAGAGAUUUUGAUUGAUGAGAAUUUAUCUCAGUAUUCAGUUGUAAUGCUUGAUGAAGCCCAUGAGAGGACAAUCCACACUGAUGUCCUUUUUGGACUAUUGAAGCAGCUUGUUAAGAGGAGACCUGACCUUCGUUUGAUUGUCACAUCUGCCACAUUAGAUGCAGAGAAAUUUUCCGGGUAUUUCUUCAACUGCAAUAUCUUCACUAUUCCUGGAAGAACUUAUCCUGUAGAGAUACUCUACACCAAACAACCAGAGAGCGACUAUCUAGAUGCUGCUCUGAUUACUGUUCUUCAGAUUCACUUGACAGAACCCGAGGGUGAUAUUCUCGUCUUCUUGACUGGUCAGGAGGAGAUUGAUCAUGCAUGUCAGUGUCUUUAUGAGAGAAUGAAAGGUUUGGGUAAAAAUGUCCCUGAAUUGAUUAUUCUACCAGUCUACAGCGCUCUUCCAAGUGAAAUGCAGUCAAGGAUCUUUGAACCUGCCCCUCCUGGAAAGAGGAAAGUGGUUGUGGCAACCAAUAUUGCAGAAGCAUCACUGACCAUAGAUGGGAUAUUUUAUGUGAUUGACCCGGGGUUUGCGAAGCAAAAUGUGUACAAUCCUAAACAAGGGCUUGAUUCACUGGUCAUAACUCCUAUUUCCCAGGCUUCAGCUAAGCAAAGGGCUGGUCGAGCAGGACGAACAGGACCUGGAAAAUGUUAUCGUCUCUACACUGAGAGUGCUUUUCACAAUGAGAUGUCCCCCACCUCAAUUCCUGAAAUCCAAAGGAUAAAUCUUGGAAUGACUGUUCUUACUAUGAAAGCUAUGGGGAUAAACGAUCUUCUAUCUUUUGAUUUCAUGGAUCCACCUUCUCCCCAAGCUCUCAUUUCUGCCAUGGAACAGCUGUACAGUCUAGGAGGUCUGGAUGAGGAGGGGCUUCUGACAAAAUUGGGUAGGAAAAUGGCAGAAUUUCCUUUGGAGCCACCAUUGUCAAAGAUGCUACUAGCAAGUGUAGAUCUUGGGUGCAGUGAUGAGAUUUUGACAAUCAUUGCUAUGAUUCAAACUGGAAACAUCUUUUACAGGCCUAGGGAGAAACAAGCCCAAGCUGAUCAGAAGAGAGCCAAGUUUUUCCAGCCUGAGGGAGAUCAUCUGACAUUACUUGCUGUGUACGAGGCUUGGAAGGCAAAGAAUUUUUCUGGUCCCUGGUGCUUUGAGAACUUUGUUCAGUCGCGAUCCUUGAGGAGGGCACAGGAUGUCCGGAAGCAGCUUCUCACCAUAAUGGACAAGUAUAAAUUGGAUGUUGUGAGUGCUGGAAAGAAUUUCACCAAGAUAAGGAAGGCAAUUACUGCUGGGUUCUUUUUUCAUGCAGCAAGAAAGGAUCCACAAGAAGGUUAUAGAACUCUGGUGGAAAACCAGCCGGUUUAUAUUCACCCCAGCAGUGCUCUUUUCCAGAGGCAGCCAGACUGGGUCAUCUACCACGAGCUGGUAAUGACCACUAAGGAGUACAUGCGGGAGGUGGCAGUCAUUGAUCCCAAAUGGCUUGUGGAACUCGCACCCAGGUUCUUCAAAGUGGCAGAUCCUACAAAGAUGAGCAAGCGCAAGCGUCAAGAGCGCAUUGAACCACUCUACGACAGAUACCACGAACCAAAUUCUUGGCGUCUGAGUAAGAGGCGCGCUUGAAUAUUUGUUUCCUUCCUAUGUUAUCUGCAAUGUUCAACUAAUGAUCAUCAACUUCUACUUUGUAACUGUUAAAAAUGUAUAAUGUACAAAGAUAAAUUUUGACACUUCA
Messenger RNA from Diospyros lotus (date-plum), 3869 nucleotides. RefSeq names its product probable pre-mRNA-splicing factor ATP-dependent RNA helicase DEAH5. Bases 176 to 3760 code for a protein of 1194 amino acids. The record is from RefSeq and is a predicted model, not a curated record. NCBI's taxonomy places the organism in Eukaryota, Viridiplantae, Streptophyta, Magnoliopsida, Ericales, Ebenaceae. Gene Ontology annotation, biological process: spliceosomal complex disassembly; mRNA splicing, via spliceosome. The transcript has 2 exons. Gene Ontology annotation, cellular component: catalytic step 2 spliceosome; intracellular anatomical structure. Gene Ontology annotation, molecular function: RNA helicase activity; ATP binding; RNA binding.